This is a messenger RNA of Aspergillus wentii DTO 134E9, 730 nucleotides long. RefSeq lists its product as uncharacterized. The transcript has a single exon. The coding region runs from base 62 to 277 and encodes 71 amino acids. Lineage: Eukaryota; Fungi; Ascomycota; Eurotiomycetes; Eurotiales; Aspergillaceae. The record is from RefSeq and is a predicted model, not a curated record.
UCUCCAGGUCAUCUCCUGGUUUCUAAAAACUCACUUGAAAUACAGUGACGGAUCCAGACAAAUGGAGAAUAACCUCACUGCAUCUGAAACUACAGACCAAGCAACGCCAAUGACGAUGCCAGCUGCGAUCCCUUGCAUGGUGAUCUGCUCCAUCCUACCGUAUGGUAUUACACAAUGCCCAUGGGUUUUAGCUUAUCAGUGUCUGACGAUCAUCAGAAGAAGCUCCCCCCUCUGUCCUCUGGGUCUCGAGGGUUCGGGUGGACAACAGAUCAUUUGAGAAAAGUCUCCACUUGAUGAUCCGCCGCCAGCUGCUGGAACUCGGGGACGUGCAAGCUCCCCCUUUCUAAUCACAUCAUCCCCACCAUCCUGCCAAUAAGUUGCUAUGGCAGGACUGGUUUGUCUCCAAGGAAGUCAUUGGGGAAGUAUGACAAUGAUUCACAAUUGACGAGCCCCCUGGGGUGGGUUGACGUGUCCCAUGUUCUGAAAAUAAAAAUUCGAAAUAAAAAAAAUAAAAGAGGGUCACGGGCGUGUGGAUGGAUUGCGAGAUGUGUGUGUUUAGGUCGAAACCAAUGAGAAGUCAGAAGUACAGUGACCUAUGUCGCCAUGCUUUUCUCAUGGGUUGGAACAAAGAUACGACUUUAAUUUCCAACCAGUCGUCGUUGUGAGAGCUUUAUCGCCCUGAAUCUUCGAUUUCUGAAAGUAUGGUCGAGGAGGUGGGGAAAAACUCCAA